AAGUUUAACCAGCUGUGCAGCUGACUCACUCACAACUGACUGACAGUCUGAACCAGAGUCAGUCGACGUGUUACACGUAAACUAUGUACCUCUCUUGUGUAUUUGUAGCAGCUCUGGGGGUGGCCUUGGGCGACCCUCCGGUACCAACUUCUACCAAGGUGCCGCCGAUCGACUAUGCGUGUAUCAUGGGUGACCCAUCCGUGUCAUGCAGGAGCAGGUGCAGUGUUACCUCAUGGGUGCCCUAUUGUGUGGGGGACCAUUGUCUCUGCCGAGCCCCGAUACAGGAGUCCCACAACGAACUGCACAAGGAGCCCGUAGACCCACCCACCACGGAAACACCACCUUCACCAACUGACUACGAAUCUGAAGAAAGUGGAGAGCACGACAGAGAACAUCACGUAUGGUUCUUUAUUGUGAACCUUGGCCGAUACUUUGGAUACAACAGGAAUGAGACCGCUAACUCUACAGCUGUACCAGACACCACUUCAUCUCCCUUGCUGUCAAGUUCUGCUGACGUCACGGUUGACCGUGUGAAUACACGUCAUGGAGUACUGGAAGCCGAUUCCUGGAGUUUCCAGUACUACUUAGGGUUCCUCAUUGUCCUGCUACUGUGCGUCCUUAUCUUGCUGGAAGUGUCUUCCUGUUAUAGGAAACGCAAGGAGAAAAAUAACUCUGACAACCUCUUCAAAAACGUCCCAGUUCCAAAUAAGUAGAUGAACCUACAUAUUGUACACUGCGAAGAAAGUAAUUUUGAGUAAUAAAAAUAAUUCAUGUGAAA
Messenger RNA from Homalodisca vitripennis (glassy-winged sharpshooter), 778 nucleotides. RefSeq lists its product as uncharacterized. The record is from RefSeq and is a predicted model, not a curated record. The transcript is spliced from 3 exons. Lineage: Eukaryota; Metazoa; Arthropoda; Insecta; Hemiptera; Cicadellidae. The coding region runs from base 84 to 713 and encodes 209 amino acids.